Molecule: messenger RNA, 2409 nt
Organism: Didymodactylos carnosus
Lineage: Eukaryota; Metazoa; Rotifera; Eurotatoria; Philodinida; Philodinidae
Source: the annotation of a GenBank genome assembly
AUGCCUAGUUAUCCGCAGUAUUCUGCUUCAUCUCCACAACAAGACCAAUCUUCUUUAUCGUUGUCGUUUCCUCAACCUAUGACUUCUUAUCCAUUAUUGUCAAGUUCCCCCUUCAGUUCGAAUCAACGUUCGUCGUCCUCUCAUCCCCUUCACGUCCAUCAUCAUCAUUCUUAUUCGUCGGAUAGUCGUCAACAAGAUUCACAACGCUCAGUUUUGUUGCCGUCGAUUAACUCGGCUGGCAGUAGCAUAACUGGAUGGCAUGACAACAGUCGACAUGAAUCCCCUCAUCGUCAUCAAUCAUCUUCAUCUGAUCGUUACCGUUCACGACCCAAACUACGUCCACAUCAACAUCUUUUAGAUCGAAAACCUGAGAAUUGCCCUCCGCAACUCACCGAUAAACAAAAGAAAAAGUGGCUUAAUGCAGGCCAAAAAGCUAAUGCAAAUCAUGAAUUAAUUGCUAAUACACCUCCAUUUAGUGCGUCUGACGUGGAUUAUGGCAAACCAAUUCAUUUGCAUCGCUAUACAUCUCCAGAUAUUCUUAAAUCUUCAAUUACUGCAAUAUCUGAUAUUCAUUUGUUUAUGAUUGACACAGAAUCUGAAUCAGUAUAUCGUCAACCAUCAAUACCAGCCCUUAUUCAGAUACAAUGUAUUGAAAAUGAACAUAAAGCUGUUGUCCUUAUCAUAGAAAUACAACAUCUACCUCAUCACUCAACAAUUGAAUUUAAGUUUAUUCAUCAGUUAUGUGAUCAUAUUUUUUCAAAGCAUAGUACGAUAAUGACUUGGGGUAAUCUCAUGAACGAACUUUCACCUUUCACCUCAACACGAUUGUUUGACCUAUCAAACGUCACCAAUCCGAUCAAUUUACAAACCUUCUUCACUAACUUUUGGAACCAACGCCAUCCACAUAUUCUUCAGUGCAGUCAUCAAAAACAAGAAAUUAAUGCUUCUUCCAAUAGAGACGCAUUGGAAUUGAUUUGUCACGUUACUGAAAUGAAUGUGGAGGAUGAAUACGUUGAUGAUAAACAUGCUGACUAUGUAUCAUGUAUAUGUCCAAAAGAGUACAGACCAUAUAAAAGUAAUAGUAGUUCCAAUUGGUCAUUACAGAAGGCGCUUAAAUUCACCUUCAAUUGUGCAUUAGAUAAAGAAUUAACACAAAAUGCGUGGACAUGUGGAUUAGAUAAAGCCUUACAUCAUCAUUUAACAGCUGAAAAACAAGUUAUUAUAGAAAAUAUGAUUAAAUAUGCAGUUAAUGACGUGCUGGCACCAACGAAACUCUACUUUUAUAUCUUGCGUAAGUCAGCUGAAGCUAUACUAACCGUUCAAUCUGUCUUAGGUCCAUCACAAGCAUUACCAUCACCGUCGUCAUCCUUCCCAAUAGCUAAUGGCAACAAUACUAUCAAUGAAUUACCACUCGUUAUCAAUGAUUCAUCCCAACACCAAUUGCCAACCUUCUUCGUUCUGUCCGACAGCCACGGCAAAUGUCUUAAUAAACAGUUACUAUCCCAAACGACCACUGAAAUGACGACUACCAACCACCAUGUUAUCAUUACAGCCGUUUCUGGAUUAAAGUGGAUCGAUAACUAUGAGCCUCAUCUUUCACUUGUUCACCUAAUUCAUACACCAACCAUUUCAUCUUUCCUGUCCAGAGCAACAGCAUUAGUCUUAUUGAUCGGUACAAAUUCAAUAAGAUUGACCAAAUCAACAGAUGUUAUCCAACAAGUUGAACAACUCAUAACUCACAUUCGUAACAAUCAUCAACAACUUGAAGACGAACAAAAUAUUGCCAUCAUUCCAUCCUUCUCCUGUGCAAAAACUACACAAAAGUUUCCUACUACUACAUCAUUAGAGCAGAAUAUUGAAUCGUAUAAUAAUUUACUUAUUUCAUUAGAGCAGACAAUGAAAUUUUCCAUAUUAGAUAUUCGUAUUGGACAACAUGAAUUGGCCAAUGACCGUAUACACGUACACCAUGAUGCUCACGAUAAAAUUAAAGCUGGAAUUUUUGAUUAUUUUAAUCGUUUCAUAUCAGUACCACCACCACCUGAAAUACAAUCCGUAAUUGCCGAACCUCACGACCAACAGCAAGACCAUCAGAAAUCAUCAAAGCGUGGUUUACGUUCAAAGGAAUCCGAAAAUAAACGGAAUCAAGCACGACAUCAACGACAAUAUCAUCAUUUAUUGCAACAUCAAAUAUCUCGAGCAAUUUGUCCCAGCUGGUCAAUGACAUUAAUAAAAACUGUCUUAGAUUCUUACAAUGUCAACUAUUAUCAUACCCCGUUUCCACUUCAAGGCCAAUUACACCUUCGAUUCAAAACUCAAGCAGAGGCCGAUCAUGCAAACAAUAUUCUACCCAUUACCGCUUUUGAUGAGAACAAUUUGCGACAUUGGACACAUAAUGAAUCCCAUUCAUAA